Molecule: messenger RNA, 5461 nt
Organism: Poecile atricapillus (Black-capped chickadee)
Lineage: Eukaryota; Metazoa; Chordata; Aves; Passeriformes; Paridae
Product: collagen alpha-1(XXIV) chain-like
Exons: 57
Coding region: 19-4170 (1383 amino acids)
Molecular function (GO): extracellular matrix structural constituent
Source: RefSeq, a predicted model, not a curated record
UGGAAAGAAGUAUCAAGCAUGCCUGUUACCAACCUUGCUCAGAUUCACUUUGAGUUACGAAAUGCCUCUGUGUGGAAGUUUGCAGAGACCAAACCUCUGUUGCUGGAAGCUUGGCCUCAAACAGAACUCCAGGAGAACACCAAUUUGGCUCUUCAGCAGCAGGAGAGGAGCAGAAAAAGAAAUAUCACUAAAACCCCUGCAGGAUCAUAUCCAAAUAGUUUGGCUAAAACCAAAGAAGAUGCAGGCAGACGCAGUGAGCCUUCUCUGAUCUCCCCUGUAAAACAGAAUAAAACUAAGGGCAAGGGAAUGGAGAAAGCAAAACAGCAUUUAGAUGAACCAAACGAAAAGCAGCAAAUCUUGAACACAACCCUGUACAGUUUGCCUGCUCAGCUCCCUCUGGAUAAUCAACUCCGUCUGGGGCAGGAAGGUGCAUUUGAUGCUGAUGAGACUUACCAUACAGAAAACAGUUAUGAAAAUGGUAUUGAUAAUUAUGCUUAUGACUAUGAAGAUCUUGGCAAAAUGUUUGAAAGGGGAAGUGUCAGAGGUCCAAAGGGGGAAACUGGACCUCCUGGUCCUCCAGGUCCUCCAGGUUUACCUGGUCCUUCAGGGAAGAGAGGUCCUCGGGGUAUUCCAGGACCACAUGGUAACCCGGGUUUGCCAGGAUUACCAGGUCCCAAGGGCCCUAAAGGAGACCCAGGAUUAUCUCCAGGACGGGCAAAAUGUGGAGAAAAGGGAGAUCCAGGCCCCAUGGGCUUUCCAGGCCCCCCUGGGAUCAAAGGCCAGAAGGGUCUCAAGGGUUACCUGGGACUGCAAGGGCCACGGGGUGAGCAGGGAAUUCCAGGAAUGACUGGCAGUAUUGGGGCAGUUGGUUACCCUGGCAGGCAGGGCCUAGCUGGACCGGAAGGGAACCCAGGUCCUAAAGGAGUAAGAGGUUUCAUUGGACCUCCAGGUGUGGCAGGACAGCCAGGACCUGAAGGAGAAAGGGGUAUCCCAGGCCUCCAUGGAAAAAGAGGUCCUAAAGGGAGACAGGGUUUUCCAGGUGACUUUGGAAAUAGAGGCCCCCCUGGUCCAGAUGGAAGUCCUGGAAUUGUUGGUGGUGUUGGUCCUCCUGGAUUUCCAGGACUAAGAGGAGACAUGGGGCCAGCAGGACCGAGUGGACCAUCAGGAAUUCCAGGGCCCACGGGUUUCCCAGGGAGUGUGGGACAGCCUGGAAUGAAAGGUGAUAAGGGUGAACAUGGCCUUGCAGGAGAGCCAGGAGAUCAGGGCUACCCAGGAGACAAGGGUGCUCUUGGUUUACCAGGACCCCCAGGGAUAAGAGGAAAGCCAGGACCCCCAGGGAAAAUUGGAGAACCUGGACCCCGUGGACCAUUGGGUCCUCAAGGACCUGAGGGUUUUCCAGGAGAUAUUGGUGUACCUGGAUUAAAUGGCCCUGAAGGUCCUAAGGGAGCUCUGGGUGACCGAGGACCUCCAGGGCCACAAGGCCCCAAAGGAGUUGAGGGAGAAGUAGGACCAGCUGGACCUAUUGGAGGCGUUGGCUCAAGAGGAAAGCCAGGACAGAAAGGUUAUGUAGGUGAUCCUGGACCAGAAGGUUUAAAGGGAGAAAAAGGAGACCACGGAAACCUUGGAAAAAGUGGUGAAGCAGGAUCAGCUGGCUUACUUGGAGAAGCUGGGCCAUCUGGAAGCCUUGGUGAAAAGGGAGACCGAGGCAGUCCAGGACCUGUAGGUUCUCCUGGAGAAAAAGGUUUCAUGGGCUAUCCAGGACCUCCAGGAGGCCCUGGACCUGUGGGGCCAGAAGGAUUACCUGGACCUUCAGGAGCACGAGGACCAUCAGGGCCACAGGGACCUAAGGGAAGAAGAGGGCCAAGAGGUCUCGAUGGUCCUCCAGGAGAACUGGGAACAGAAGGUAUUAAGGGAGAAAGAGGUGAUCCAGGAAAGAAAGGAGUUCCUGGGCUCAUUGGUAAAGCUGGAAAUCCAGGAGAGAGAGGAGAUCAGGGUGCACUUGGUUUGCUUGGGCCUCCAGGAACCACAGGAGACAGGGGACCAAUGGGAGAGCCAGGUCCAAGAGGACAGCCAGGGGAUGCUGGCCCUAUUGGAGAAAUGGGUUUUGAGGGAGACAUUGGACCAGCUGGGAAGACUGGAGAACCAGGUGACCAAGGUUUAAGGGGUGAACCAGGGCCCCCAGGAGAAGACGGUGUUCAAGGAAAAGAUGGCCCAAAGGGAGACCCUGGAGAUCAGGGACUUGUUGGAGAAGGCGGUGAAAAAGGAGAGAUGGGAUUACCAGGAAUUGCUGGGCCCCCUGGUGAACCUGGCAUAAUGGGAAUUCCUGGCCCUGAAGGAACACCAGGAAAUCCAGGUCAGAGGGGCCGUUUAGGAAAGAAGGGGGAAAAGGGGCAGCUUGGCCCUCCAGGAGAACCUGGACCUGCUGGUGAUGCUGGCCAACCUGGAAAAACUGGUCCCAAAGGUGCAAGAGGAACUCGAGGUCCCGUGGGACACCUAGGAGGAAUUGGACGUGAAGGAGAGCCAGGAAUUCCAGGUUAUGUGGGUCACCAGGGUCCUCCAGGGCCCUCAGGCCCCCCAGGCCCCAAAGGAGAAAAGGGUUACCCAGGCGAAGACAAUACAGUCCCUGGACUACCUGGGCCCAUAGGUGAACCAGGUCGAAAUGGUGAAUGUGGAGAUAGAGGAGAACCUGGGGAUGAGGGCUACAAGGGUCAUAUCGGUCUUCCAGGGCUUAGAGGACCUAUUGGACAACAAGGGCCUCCAGGAGAGUCAGGUGAACUGGGAGAGCAAGGACCAAAAGGAGAAAGGGGUUCAGAAGGACCCACAGGGAAGAAAGGAGCAACAGGUCAAGCAGGCAAAGCUGGAAUUCCUGGAAAACCAGGGCCACCAGGGCAGAAAGGGGCAGUUGGGUACCCUGGACCAGAGGGCAUUCCUGGGAACCCUGGCAAGACUGGGCUGUCAGGGGAGCCUGGCCCUAAGGGCAAUAAAGGAAACUCAGGCUUACCAGGUCUAGCAGGUUAUCCUGGAGCUCGAGGUCCCAGGGGAUUGCCAGGCAUGCCAGGGCCCAUGGGAGCACCUGGAUUAAAGGGUGAGAAAGGGCUUCUAGGUCAUCCAGGAAAGCGAGGCAAAAGAGGCCUUCCAGGAUCACAAGGUGACCAAGGACCAGCAGGAGACACUGGACUGAAAGGACACAUUGGAGAAGAUGGAGAUCAAGGUUUAAUGGGGUUUCAAGGAUUCCCAGGUCCAAAAGGUCCUGCAGGGGACAUUGGCUUAGUUGGAAUUCUGGGCCCGAAAGGUCCAACAGGCCAAACUGGAUAUAUUGGCCCUGUUGGUCAAGAAGGCAUAGCAGGCCCAGCUGGCAGGCCUGGACCGAGAGGUGAAAAGGGCAUGAGGGGUGAAAUGGGGCCUCAGGGACAGCAAGGCCAGCCUGGGCCACCUGGACCACCUGGACCACCAGGACUAAGGAAACAAGUGGAUCUCAAUGCUGCUGUUCAAGCUUUGUUUGAGUCAAAUGCUGCCUUGCAGAUGGAGAAAUACCAGAAUACUGAAGUAACUUUACUAGAUCACAGUACAGAGAUAUUCAAAACGCUCCACUACCUUAGCAAUUUACUGCACAGCAUCAAGAACCCUCUUGGCACACGGGAUAACCCAGCACGCAUCUGCAGGGAUUUGCUUAAUUGUGAACGUAAAGUGUCAGAUGGAAAAUACUGGAUUGACCCAAAUAUUGGAUGUCCUUCUGAUGCCAUUGAAGUUUUCUGCAACUUCACUGCAGGUGGUCAGACAUGUUUAACACCACUGUCUGUGACUAAGCUGGAGUUUGGUGUUGGAAAAGUGCAGAUGAACUUCCUUCAUUUACUGAGCUCAGAAGCAACCCACAGCAUCACAGUCCAUUGUCUAAACGCACCGAUGUGGGGAUUAAAUAAAGCUGGUGGCCGGAAGACAUCAGUUACCUUCAAAGGGUGGAAUGGUCAAAUAUUUAAAGCAAAUACGCUACUUGAACCUAAAGUGCUUCUGGAUGAAUGCAUGAUUGAAGAUGGCAGCUGGCAUAAGACACAGUUCUUUUUUCACACUCAGGACACAAACCAGCUUCCAGUUGUUCAAGUUAAUGCACUUCCUCACCUCAAACCAGGACAGCAGCACUUCAUAGAAAGUGGCUCCGUAUGCUUCCUUUAAGAUUUCUGUCCUAGGUUUCUUGUUGCAUCACCAUGGAGUUGCUGCAUAGAUUGAAUACUAAAGUAAUGAUCCAUUGCAGGCAAAAUUACUAGGAAGCUGAUGCAUCAUUUCAAGUGUUGUUGGUUAAAGAACCUCAGGAAGAAAAAGACUUCCUCCUAAGGAGAAAUGGCAUUGAAAAAUAAAAGAAAGAAAGAAAAGACUAAAGAAAUUUUCUUCAAGUAUUUAAAAAUAAAUUUCUUGGUGCUUUCUUGCAUAAUUUUCUGGAAUGGAAUAUCUGAACAUGGAGUUUUUCAGGACGUCAAGUGUUCUUACCAAUCUUUUUAACAGCACUGCACAAAAACCAUCCUGAGGAAAGCUGGAGACAUACGAUAUUGAGGAGCAAUACCUACUACUGCUCCUAAAUGUGCAAUAGCUUCUAUAUGAAAAGUGAAUCAUGCCACAGUACAGUACAAUAAGUCUUCUUAAACAUUGUUUUAUUCCAGUCCAUCGUGGAUACACACAUCUAAAUAGAUGGCACACUACCUCUUUCAUGUUUCCUGUCCGUGUUGCCUUGGUGCUCUUCAUAACACAGGGUGCUUGUGGCCUUAGCAGAGAUUGAGUCCCUUUUUAUCUUUCAGACUGUAUGUGCUGGUUACAUCAGGAUAGGUUUCUGUUGUAAAGGUACUUAUUUUAAACCAUUGGUCACAUACUUCUCAUAAUGAAAACAUUAUUUAUGUGGAUUUCUUGUUUAAAACAUUUUUGUGUACUAUUUUGGAAAUGGUGUAUAAGACAGCAUAUUGUAUAUGAUGCAUAUAGUCAGAACAGUUUGCAUUACAGCCAUUGUAAAAAUCGUUGUAAGAAGAGCUACCUAAAGUAGUUUUGAUUUUUAAAUUCUGUAUUUCAGUUUAUUGCCAAAGCCAUCUUAAGAUGAUAUAUUCUGUAUAUAUUUUGUAACUUCUGAAAAAAUCCACUACAGUUUGACUUCUGAAUGGCUGCUGGUAAAUUUUAAUCAGCAUUUCAUCUUCUUUAAAAAUUCAAUUUUUUUUGCAAAAGUUAUUAGAUCAUUUUGGGGUUUUAAAAUUAAGCCUAAAAUGUUCAGUGAAGUUUGUUUUUUUUUUCUUUUAAAAAGAACAGUUUUACCAUUAGGAAAAGCACUCUUUAUAUUUGAUAUGCCUCUAUCUGUUAUCAGUUCAAAGUGUGCUCAGGAGUACAUGGCAAGGUGAUACCGGUCUGUAUUUGAGGGAGCCCAGGGGUGUUCAAACAACCUGUCUUCAUCUGCAGGAAACCACACCACCAAAGUAUAAUAAAAUAA